Molecule: messenger RNA, 1113 nt
Organism: Fukomys damarensis (Damara mole-rat)
Lineage: Eukaryota; Metazoa; Chordata; Mammalia; Rodentia; Bathyergidae
Product: zona pellucida sperm-binding protein 3-like
Biological process (GO): egg coat formation; positive regulation of acrosome reaction; binding of sperm to zona pellucida
Cellular component (GO): extracellular matrix
Molecular function (GO): acrosin binding
Source: RefSeq, a predicted model, not a curated record
AUGGGGAAGCUUGUCCAGCCUGCUGACCUCACCGUGGCCCCUGAAGGCUGCCACCCCUUGGUAACCACAGGCAUGGAUGAUGUCGUGGUCAAUUUCGAGACCGGGGUGCACGAAUGUGGCAGCAGCGUGCAGAUGACAAAUGAUGCCCUGGGACACAGAACCUUCCUGUUCCACACGCUCACUGUGGGAAACCUGUCCAUCUUGAGGACCAAUCAUGCAGAAGUUCCCAUCGAGUGUUGCUACCCCAGACAUCGCAACACGAGAAGCCAGGCGCCCUUCAGGACCACAGUGCCCUCAAAGAAGCUGGCUUUCUCCCUGUGCUUGAUGUGGGAGACAUGGAGCGCCGAGAUGUCUGCCACCUUCCACCGGGGCGAGGCGGCCCACCUGCAAGCCGAGGUCCAUAUCGGCAGCCACCUGCCCCUGAAGCUCUUCGUGGACCACUGUGUGGCCACACCGACACCAGACCAGGACGUGUCCCCUGGUUACACCAUUGUGGACUUCCAUGGCUGCCUCUUGGCCUGGCUGUCUGAUGGCUCUUCUCCAUUCCAUGCCCCAGUCCCAGGCCAGACGUUCUGGUUCAUGGUGGAUGUGUUUUACUUCACUAACGACUCCAGAAACAUGAUAUACAUCACCUGUCAUCUGAAGGUUACUCCAGCUAACCCAGAGCAACUGAACAAAGCCUGCUCUUUCAACAAGUCUUCCAAUAGCUGGUCCCCAGUAGAAGGCAUUGAGGACACCUAUAAGUGCUGUGACAAGGGAGACUGUGGUGGUUCAGGCUAUGCCAGGAGACAGCUCCCUGGUGUGAGCCAGGGGUUCAGAUCCACUUCACGGAACCAGAAGCACAAGCACAUAACAGAAGAAGCAGACAUCACCACGGGACUAUGUCUGGGCUUGGGCCUGGCUGCAGUGGAGCUCCUGACCCUGGCUGUGGUCAUGAGUCUUUCCAGGUGGUGCCACACUGCUUCCCACCCUUUGUCCCUUUCCCAGAAAAAUGAGAAAACAAAAUUAUUUGAAAGCCCACAGCAUUGGAAUGCCCCCGAUCAAGGCUGGUGUCCCAUGUUCAUUUUGAAAUACAUGUACGACCAUUUAAGUUUGGAGCUUUCUUCAGUAUAG